Molecule: messenger RNA, 1236 nt
Organism: Myripristis murdjan (pinecone soldierfish)
Lineage: Eukaryota; Metazoa; Chordata; Actinopteri; Holocentriformes; Holocentridae
Gene: ssr4
Product: signal sequence receptor, delta
Exons: 6
Coding region: 115-624 (169 amino acids)
Cellular component (GO): membrane; endoplasmic reticulum; endomembrane system
Source: RefSeq, a predicted model, not a curated record
UUUGCGCCCCUGCUGUACACGUCAUUGCAGCGCAGCGGUGAGGUGGAUUUCCCACUGACAGAGACGAGCAGCCGUGCGCUUCAGCCUCAGGAACAACACACCGUUUUCUCAGCCAUGAAGAUGAUUUGGAUAGCCGCUUUCCUCUCCCUGCUGGUGUGCGCCUGCUCGGGUGAGAGCUGCAGGGAGCCGGUGAUCAGCACGUCGGCCUACACCACCUCAGACGCUGUCAUCUCCUCUGAGUCUGUCUUCAUCGUGGAGCUCAGCCUGGCCUGUGCCAACGGAGCUCAGAGUGUGGCUCUGUAUGCUGAUGUCAAUGGAAGGCAGUUCCCUGUGACUCGGGGUCAGGAUGUUGGCAAGUACCAGGUGUCCUGGAGUCUCCCACACAAACAGGCCAGCUCUGGGACUUACCAGGUCAAGUUCUUCGAUGAGGAGUCCUACAGUGCUCUGCGCAAGGCCCAGAGAAACAACGAGGAUGUGGAUGCCAUCGAGCCGCUCUUCUCUGUCAACGUUGAUCAUAGGGGUGCCUGGAAUGGCCCAUGGGUGUCUACUGAGGUGCUGGCCGCCCUCAUUGGUAUUCUGGUCUACUACCUAGCCUUCAGUGCCAAGAGCACCAUUCAGGCAUAAAUGGAUCCACAGUCGCUUUUUAUCCACUGGAUCUUAAAAGACUGAAUUCUGGUGGGACUUAGCUGCCAGUCUGUCAUCCAGUACUGUGGCAAAUCAGCAGAACAUUGCCACUCAGACUGCUUUGAGACGAAGAGACGGAGCAGCAGUCUUUGUAUUUUUUUUUUCUUUUUUUUUUCAUUCAGACUGUGUCUGUUUGCUAUCAGUCUUGACAAUGUACAGAUGAUUUUUUCUCAUGGUUUAUCUUGUCAAUGCAGAUGGUAUUUUGUCUUUUUUUUUUUUGUAAAACCAGACGAUUGCAAUUGUACCACAUUAUCUAAACUCAAGAAAUACACAACAUGUAUUUGGUCAUGUCUGUCUAUAGAAAUGCCUACUGUUGAACUUGCACAGAUGUCUAUGCGGAUAAAACACUCAUGUUGCUUCCUAUGGGUAAAGCAAUUAAAGUGGAGUGCAGAUGUGCUGAAAAUCAGUAGCAGGACGGGUGUAAGCUAUAGAUAAAAAAUAGCAAUGUCUACGAUCAAUAAUGUGGCUGCACUGGCUGGUCUGAACGGACCAAACAUUGUGUAUUUGGCUCUUCCAGGAAACAGGUGAAUAAAUGGUCUGUUUUUCUCCCAG